CACUCGUUUUUAUAUUAUUUUUUUUUCUGUUUCCAUUUCAUCACUUUCUUCUCCCUUUGAUUUCUCCACAACAGCAAGGGAGAAUCAGUUCCUCAAUUCUUUCUAGAUUCUCACUUUCUUCAACCUCUUCGCAUCAGUUUCCUUCAGAAAAACGAAAAACACAGCUUCAGAUUGUUCAAGCUCUUUGUUUUUUCCUUGUUCAAGAUUAUGCUGUAAAAUUCUGAAACGCGCAAGUUUCAGCCACAUUUUAGUGAAAAGAUCUGUGCCUUGACCCUUGGCAGGUUCAGCUUUUGAAGGGGUUGGAGUAGUUCUUCCUCACAAGCCGUUGAUUGGUCCAAGUUUAUUUUUUUUUCUCUCUCUAUCCAAGUUCAAAGCUUUUUGGUGUUUUUUAUCCCGUGUCUUUCUCUCUCUUGCUGUGGAAUGCUGGGGUCAGAGAUUUCUGAGACAUGUUCUUGCAGGCUUUCGGUGAAUUGGGUCAGUCUGGUUUCUGUCAUGGGUGGUAGAGAAUCUGAGUCCUCAGAGAUCUAAGCCUCUCUGGUCUUUCCAUAAGCACACACCCUUUUGUUGCAUAGUUGUGAAAGUUAAAGAGUGAGAGAAGAUGAUGAGGAUGAGGAAUAGUAGUGGUGGUAACAAUCACAAGACAAAUGGUCUUUCUUCCAUCAUGAAUGCAGGAGGCUCAGCUGCUUGUAGAUCUGAGCCCGGUUCAAAGGAAUGGGAGAUGAGACCAGGUGGAAUGCUGGUUCAGAUGAGAACCGCUGAUUCGGAUCGGAACCCAGUUCUUGUUCCCACAAUUAGAGUUAGGGUCAAGUAUGGUUCAAUUUACCAUGAAGUCAACAUUAGUUCUCAAGCUACAUUUGGGGAGUUGAAGAAGAUGUUGUCAGGACCAACUGGGUUACACCAUGAAGACCAAAAGCUGUUUUACAAAGACAAGGAGAGGGAUUCAAAGGCUUUUCUUGACAUGGUUGGGGUGAAGGAUAAGUCCAAGAUAGUGCUAGUUGAAGACCCUAUUAGUCAAGAGAAGAGGUUGUUAGAGAUAAGGAAGAACGCUAAGAUGGAGAAAGCUGCAAAGUCCAUCUCAGCAAUCAGCUUGGAAGUAGACAGGCUUGCAGGGAGGGUAUCAGCCUUUGAGUCAAUUAUUAGCAAAGGUGGGAAAGUUGUGGAAACAGAUGUUCUGAAUCUGAUUGAGUUGUUGAUGAAUCAAUUGCUUAAAUUGGACGGUAUAAUGGCUGAUGGGGAUGUGAAAUUACAGAGGAAAAUGCAGGUAAAAAGAGUUCAAAAGUAUGUUGAAACUCUUGAUCUGCUGAAGGUUAAGAAUUCUGUGCCUAGCAGCAAUGGAGACCAUGGUGCAGUGCAGCCUCAACAACAUAAGCAUUCAAAUGGGCAGAGGCGGGGAGCUGUUCAAGAGAAACAACAAAAGCAUUCAAAUGGACAUAAUAGGUUAGCCUUAGCACCAAUUCAAGAGCAGCAACAAGAACAACCUAGGAACUCAAAUGAGAAAUCUCUAGCACUUUACCAAGAACAACAACAACACCAAACCUCAAGGAAUUCGACCUCAGAAGUUGUAGUUACCACAAACUGGGAGUUGUUUGAUUCUGCCCCACCAUUAAUCCCUGUGCAGUCCACAUCCCCACCACAACAACCCCCCUCACUGACUCAUAAUUCAGGUCCUCCAAAGUUCAAUUGGGAAUUCUUCAACUGAGUACCAUACCACUUGCUUUUACUUGUGUGGAUGUGAUUUGGGUUUGUCUUCCACUUCAGAGUGUUAUAUGUUUUACAUUCUUUUCUGUAUUUAGAUUUGUUUAGCAACCCCCUUAUAAUCUGUCAUUUACUUCACAAAUAAAUGGGGUUGCCAUCAUAGUCAUUAUCAUAAAAAAAAGUUACAUUUCUCUGUGAUUUUGGUGUCCACCGAAUUCAUUAAUCAAAUGUAAGGGCCUAUUUUUGAUAUAUAUAUAUAUAUAUAUAUACACUAUGGUUAUAAGCAUUUGUGGCAUAGUUAAUGUAAGCAUUAGGAUUCAACCACAUAGCUUAAUUUUGAGGUUCAA
Molecule: messenger RNA, 2042 nt
Organism: Vigna radiata var. radiata (mung bean)
Lineage: Eukaryota; Viridiplantae; Streptophyta; Magnoliopsida; Fabales; Fabaceae
Product: BAG family molecular chaperone regulator 3-like
Exons: 4
Coding region: 599-1699 (366 amino acids)
Biological process (GO): protein stabilization
Cellular component (GO): cytoplasm
Molecular function (GO): protein-folding chaperone binding; adenyl-nucleotide exchange factor activity
Source: RefSeq, a predicted model, not a curated record